UCGUCGUCUCGUCUACUUUUCCUCGCUCUUUCCCUCUUUCUCCCCCUUACCCCCCGCCCCUCCCCCAUCCCUUCUCUCCUCCCCUAGUUAAUAAUCCGAUCGAUCCUCCGAUUCCGAUGCGUCAAACCCUAAUUCUCCCUCUCGAUUUAGGAUUCCGAGUCAAAAUUUAGGGUUUUCUUUCCCCUCCAAUCGAUUCUUAGACCUCGCGAUUCUCUUCUCCGAUCGAUUCCUAGGGUUUCCUCCGAUCAGAGAGGACGGGGCGUAUGCGAUUGGGGUGUGGGGGUUAGGUUUAGGGUUUGAAGAUGUAUAGCAACUUCAAGGAGCAGGCGAUCGAGUACGUGAGGAGGGCGGUGGAGGAAGACAAUGCGGGGAACUACGUGAAGGCGUUCCCUCUCUACAUGAACGCGCUCGAGUACUUCCGCACCCACCUCAAGUACGAGAAGAACCCUAAGAUCAAGGAGGCGAUAACCCAGAAGUUCACCGAGUACCUCCGCCGCGCCGAGGAGAUCCGCGCUGUGCUUGACGAGGGCGGCACCGGCCCCGCAGCCAACGGAGGCGACGGAGCCGUCGCCACGCGCCCGAAGACGAAGCCCAAGGACGGGGAGGGCGGUGGUGGCGGCGGGGACGGUGAGGACCCUGAGGUGACGAAGCUGCGGUCGGGGCUCAACUCGGCGAUCAUCAGAGAGAAGCCGAACGUGAAGUGGAACGACGUCGCCGGUCUCGACAGCGCCAAGCAAGCGCUCCAGGAGGCCGUCAUCCUCCCCGUGAAGUUCCCGCAGUUCUUCACCGGUAAAAGAAAACCAUGGAAGGCAUUUCUUCUGUAUGGCCCACCAGGAACUGGAAAGUCAUAUUUGGCCAAGGCUGUGGCGACAGAGGCAGAUUCUACAUUCUUCAGUAUAUCUUCAUCAGACCUUGUUUCAAAGUGGAUGGGUGAAAGUGAAAAGCUGGUUGCAAACCUUUUCCAAAUGGCCCGUGAAAAUGCUCCUUCCAUUAUCUUCAUUGAUGAGAUUGAUUCUUUAUGCGGUCAGCGUGGAGAAGGAAAUGAAAGUGAAGCCUCUAGAAGGAUUAAAACUGAACUUCUUGUCCAGAUGCAGGGUGUAGGACAUAACGAUGAUAAAGUUCUGAUUCUUGCUGCUACGAAUACUCCAUAUGCUCUUGAUCAGGCUAUUCGGCGACGCUUUGACAAGAGGAUCUAUAUACCUCUUCCCGAUCUAAAAGCUAGGCAGCAUAUGUUCAAGGUACAUCUGGGAGAUACCCCUCACAACCUGACUGAGAAAGAUUUUGAGUACUUGGCUCGCAAGACUGAAGGAUUUUCUGGUUCAGAUAUUUCUGUUUGUGUCAAGGAUGUAUUGUUUGAACCGGUUCGCAAGGCCCAAGAUGCCAUGUUCUUUGUGAAGAAGGAAGAUGGCAUGUGGAUGCCCUGUGGGCCCAAAGAACCUGGCGCUAUUCAGACCAGUAUGCAGGAGCUCGCUGCCAAGGGUCUUGGUGCUAAGGUUCUUCCGCCACCAAUUACAAGGGGAGAUUUCGAGAAGGUACUCGUUCGGCAGAGGCCCACUGUUAGCCAGAAGGACCUCGAAGUGCAUGAGAGGUUCACAAAGGAGUUUGGACAGGAGGGCUAAUUAAAUUUAUCAAGUUCAACUAUGGAAAGAAACAGAAAAGCAGAAACAACAGUUGUAUAUUGUAACUCUUGUUGUUACGGGUGGGAACUUCUAUUUGGGUUUAUUAUGCAGCCUCUUCAGAGUACGCUUAAUUUACCUCAAUAUUGUGGCUGGCACCUUACUGGUGAUUUCAUAUUUAUCUCUAUAUUGAUUCUGUUUUGGCUUUACAAAGUAUUUGCGAUGCACUUGAAUAAGCGUUUUUGGCUGUGAAGUGGCCCACCGUC
Messenger RNA from Ananas comosus (pineapple), 1882 nucleotides. Its product is annotated as protein SUPPRESSOR OF K(+) TRANSPORT GROWTH DEFECT 1. Bases 303 to 1619 code for a protein of 438 amino acids. The record is from RefSeq and is a predicted model, not a curated record. Gene Ontology annotation, molecular function: ATP binding; ATP hydrolysis activity. The transcript is spliced from 8 exons. Lineage: Eukaryota; Viridiplantae; Streptophyta; Magnoliopsida; Poales; Bromeliaceae. Gene Ontology annotation, biological process: vacuole organization; endosomal transport.